Messenger RNA from Toxorhynchites rutilus septentrionalis, 1998 nucleotides. Its product is annotated as protein mab-21-like. Bases 454 to 1551 code for a protein of 365 amino acids. NCBI's taxonomy places the organism in Eukaryota, Metazoa, Arthropoda, Insecta, Diptera, Culicidae. The transcript has 2 exons. The record is from RefSeq and is a predicted model, not a curated record.
GUGUAUGUGCGCUUGUGUGAAAUGUGCAAGGAAUCAGCACCAGCACCAGACGAUUGCUGUGUUGCUGUGUAUUAUGGAAGGAAUUUCAUUUGUUUUUCUCCAACCGUGUCCGAAUCAUCUUUCGCGUCCUAUCGGCGGCUCGGUGCUGUUUCGAACCUAAUCUGGGAGACUGGACCAAAAAACCCGAUAGUAAUAGGAUUUGUGAAAAUUUGAUACGUAUCGUUCGGGGUGAAGAGGCGCGCGCGUCGCGCUUCGUAUCGAUCCUCCUCGCGGCAGAGGAAGGCGGGACGUAAUCCGAUAAGCGCGCGUAAUAUGUGCCAAUUUUCCGGCCUCGGAAAGCCGUUCGAAUCCUCUGGAGUGCGUCGGGUUGAAUAAUAUUCCGCGUUUCUAGGAGUUCUAGGAUUACUGUGUACUCAGCUUUGAUCCCUGAACAGGGGGAGGAGCAAACACAAAAUGUUGGUCCCACCGGAGAUGAUUGCGGUCCAGUCGAAGACCAUUUUCCAGAUCAACAAGUACUACGCGGAGAAGGUUCAAAUGCGGAUGGGGAACAUUGCGCGAGUGAUUCGGGAAAUCUGCAAAAUUAUCCAGGAGGUUCUGCGCGAGGUUGAAGUGCAAGAACCAAGGUUCAUCUCCAGCCUGGUGGAGUGCAAUGGAAGAUUCGAGGGUCUCGAAGUGAUCACACCCACAUCGUUCGAGGUCGUACUGUACCUCAACCAAAUGGGAGUGUUCAACUUUGUGGACGAUGGAUCUCUGCCGGGGGCGGCCGUUUUGAAGCUGAGCGAUGGCCGCAAGCGUUCGAUGUCCCUGUGGGUGGAGUUCAUCACCGCUUCCGGGUAUCUGUCGGCUCGGAAGAUUCGAUCGCGCUUCCACACCCUGGUCGCCCAGGCGGUCGAGAAGUGUCCCUACCGGGACAUGGUGAAGCUGGUGCCGGAUACGACCGAGGUCAAGCUGAAGAUACGCGAGCGCUACAUCGUUCAGAUAACGCCAGCGUUCAAGUGCACCGGUAUUUGGCCCCGUUCGGCGGCACAUUGGCCUAUUCCGCACAUUCCUUGGCCCCAUCCGGCGCUGGUGGCGGAGGUAAAGUCCGAAGGUUUCGACCUGCUGUCCAAAGAAAGUGUUAUCCUGCAGGGGAAAAACGCUAACAUCGAGGGUGACGCGUGGAUACUGCACUUCACCGAGGCGGAGAAUCGUCUGCUGCAGGGCGGCUACCGCAAACGUUGUCUCAGCAUCUUGAAAACGCUCUGCGAUCGACAUCUGGACCUUCCGGGAGGCCCCCUCACGUACUACCACUUGAAGACGCUGCUGCUGUACGAAUGCGAGAAGCACCCGCGGGAGUCCGAGUGGGAUGCCAACUGUAUCGGGGACCGGCUGAACGGGAUAUUCCUGCAGUUGAUUUCGUGCUUGCAGAAUCGGCGCUGUCCGCACUACUUUCUGCCCAGUUUGGAUCUGUUCAAGGGGAAGACCCCGACGGCGCUGGACAACGCCUCGAAGCACGUGUGGAAGCUGUGCCGGGAUAUCCUGACGAGCAGUAAGGCGUUCGAUCGCUUGUAAGCCGAGAGGAGGGGUGCAACACACAUCAUAUCCUGGUGGAAAUCUGAUUACGACUGUAUACGAAAAAAAAUUAACGGUGGACAGUGAAUAACAAAAAAAAUCUAUUAUUUUCUUUUGUGUAAGUAGAUGAAAUUUUUAACUAAUAUUUAAGUGUUAUUGGAGCGUUUAAUUUUUCUCGGAGAAAAAAUAAUUCAGUGAUAAAAGCGAAGUAAGUGUAAAUCGUUUAACUUAUAAUCUGAGAUAUAUACAUACACACGAUGGCAUUUGUGUGCGGUGCAAAUACGAGUUGAUAUAUAAAUGUCUUGUUUUUUGAGUUUUUAUUUUUGAAAUAUUAUCAAUUUUAUUUAAACGUUUUUCUUUAGUGUAAGCUAAGCUUGUUCAACAGAGAAACAAUUAACAGUGAAAUAAGAAUUGCAAUUUUUGGGAAAGUUCAACUUUCAGAAUGGA